This is a messenger RNA of Cynocephalus volans (Philippine flying lemur), 769 nucleotides long. It is a transcript of the gene TMEM134, whose product is annotated as transmembrane protein 134. The transcript is spliced from 6 exons. The record is from RefSeq and is a predicted model, not a curated record. The coding region runs from base 67 to 711 and encodes 214 amino acids. Lineage: Eukaryota; Metazoa; Chordata; Mammalia; Dermoptera; Cynocephalidae.
CGCUCCCCUGACGACAGCGCGGGGGCGGGGUCGCGGCGGCGCUGGGCUCCGGAGCGGGCUGGGGUCAUGAGCGCCGCCCGGCCUCAGUUCAGCAUCGAUGACGCCUUCGAGCUGUCCCUGGAAGACGCGGGCCCUGGGCCGGAGUCCAGCGGGGUCGCCCGCUUCGGGCCGCUGCACUUCGAGCGCCGGGCCCGGUUCGAGGGGGCUGACGAGGACAAGCAGUCCCGGCUGCGCUACCAGAACCUGGAGAACGAUGAGGAUGGAGCCCAGACCUCUCCGGAACCAGAUGGGGGAGUCAGCACCAGAGAUUCUAGCCGAACAUCCAUGCGCAGCUCCCAGUGGUCCUUUAGCACCAUCAGCAGCAACACCCAGCGCUCCUACAAUGCCUGUUGCAGUACUGAUCCUGGUCGGCGUGGGACUGGAAGUGGCCCCCUCUCCAGGUGUCUCCAGCGCCGUCUUCUUCGUGCCGGGCUUCCUGUUGCUGGUCCCGGGAGUCUACCACGUGAUCUUCAUCUACUGCGCCGUCAAGGGCCGCCGGGGCUUCCACUUCUUCUACCUGCCCUACUUCGAGAAGUGAGCUGCCGCCGCGACGGCCGGGCCCUCAUCGCAGGACCCUCGAAACCCCCAGCUCCGCCGGGAGUUUGCUCAGGAAGUUUGGGGCACCCAGGCCUGGGCCUGGGAAAGUCGCCCCUUUCUGCCUCUGUGCCUUAACUUAUUCUCGGGCUCUGGGGCUGCUGGGUGGGUGGUGUUUUGUACUAAUAAAAGAGUA